AUGGCAAUCGCCGAGGAAGUUGGGAUCCGCCUGCCUAAACAAACCCGGUUUGAUCGCAACGUGAAAUCUGUGGAGAAUCCGACUGUUGAUACUCCUAUCCGUGGGAAUGAGAUGAUGGAAACUGCGGAUGUUGUGACUGCGAAUCGUGAGACUGCGUUCAGUAAUACUGCGAUUAUGGAGACUGCGACCCAACCCUUUUUUCAAUGGUCGGGUCCUCACAAGUACAAAGGAGAGUUCAAGAGCGGCAUGUGGAAACUUAAACGUACCAUGGCAUUUUGGAAACACGACAAAGACAAUAAGGUCAUCGACGCGCCGAAACUAGGGAAGUUGUUGGAGGCUAAAAUGAAAGCAUCGGGAUCGAAGCACGUUGAGCCGGACGAGGUCAUCAUCACCAUGUUCCUCUCUUACAGUCCACUGGAUGUGGUGAAGCUACUAAAAUCGCUUCGUGAGAUUGAGGGCAUGGAAGGUAAGGCCGACGCGUUGCACGGGCGACUACUUGCGAUCCUCAAAGAGCAUCCAGGGGUGGUGUCUUACGCGUGGAUGGAGUCGGAAUAUCUUUCCGAAGAGCUUUUUAAGGUCGUCCGGUUGGAUGGAACGAUAGACUACGAUGAAACAUCAGUAUUUCUAUCAGAGUGGCUAUGGUACAUUGGCAAGUACAGCGAAACACACUUACAUUUAUUUCGCGUAGAACACGCUGUGAAACUUUUGUUUCAAAGCAAAGGGGCUAAAUACGUGAACGCCUUUUUCGAUGGAAUGAAAGGAGUACCUGGACGUGAGAAACUCGCCGAUGGGCUGCUCGAACUUUACGUUGAAGCUAAAAACUCCCCAACCUGGACAGAAAUCUAUGGCACAGCAAAAAAAUAUUUGCAGAGAUACAUCAAAAGUCAGCACCUCGCCAAGAGGGGGUAUCGUGAUGGAAUAGUCGUGAUGAAGAGGUAUCUUUAUCUGGAAGAAACACUAAAUUACUACGAGGCUUCUUUCGUAAGGAAAGCAUUAUCGUUGGAGGAAAGUCCACUGCGUAUUGUGGAAUUUCUGGUGAAACUCUAUGAGAUCGGGGGGGCGUAUGAAGUGGUCGUCGGACUGCACAGAAUGCUACUUGCACACUACACGAUUAACUCAGAAGCGAUGUGUCACGCGUGGAUGGAACUGAAAUUGCACCCACAAUAUGUUCUCGAUAUGCUUGGGUUGACUAUGGAUCAGCGAAACACUGAAUUAAAACUGUCAGCUUAUCGGUGUGGUUAA
Messenger RNA from Peronospora matthiolae, 1242 nucleotides. NCBI's taxonomy places the organism in Eukaryota, Oomycota, Peronosporomycetes, Peronosporales, Peronosporaceae. The record is from the annotation of a GenBank genome assembly.